Molecule: messenger RNA, 1105 nt
Organism: Pecten maximus
Lineage: Eukaryota; Metazoa; Mollusca; Bivalvia; Pectinida; Pectinidae
Product: complement C1q-like protein 3
Exons: 2
Coding region: 521-1039 (172 amino acids)
Molecular function (GO): protein binding
Source: RefSeq, a predicted model, not a curated record
GAUGAUCAGAUAAAGCCAUAUUCUAGACACUUUGUUGGCGGCUUCCUUAGAAGUUACCUCGUUAAUUACAUGUAAUAAUGGGUAUGGCGAAUAGCAAUAUAAUAUGUGUAUUGGCUAUGAUGGGAGCAAUAGCAGCUUUCCAAAUGUUUCCAGACCAGAUGGUUCAGACUGAUCCCAUUGACCAAACGAUCAUUCUUACUGAGCAGUUGGCGACGCUUACCAAACGAAUGAACAAGUUAGAACUUUUACAUUCCACAGAUGUGAACGAGCUGACCAAACGUGUACAGGAACUUUCGGAUUCACGCAAAAAUGAUUUGCGUGAAAUCACCCAGCUGAACAAGGAAGUGAAGGAACUUAAACGUUUAUGCGUCAUAGAUUCAGACAUGACAUCGAUGUUUAUACAAAGGAUAAAGAAUUUGGAGCGUGUGUGUGAUAAAGAUAAGAUUUCCACAUUACAGCGACAAGCCGUAUAACAAGGGAAGUAACCUAACACUGAGGUCGCCCGCUGAAACAACCUCUAAUGAAUCAACUACAGCUGAAGAGGACAAACCAAAGCAUGGCACACCAAGCGAGCUCUAUAAGCAGUGAUGAGAAAAGAAGGAUCCAGUCUGGGCAUCACAGGAUUACUCGUGUCAGUCCAAAAGAAGACGUUGUGGCGUUCCAUGCGAUACUUGCACAUCAAAUAUCCGAUCCAUCCAACAACCACGUUGUAAAAUAUAACCACGUCAUCACCAACGCUGGAGGCGCCCACUAUAACUCAGAUACCGGCAUCUUUACGUGUACUCAGACUGGAGUUUACGUCUUUUCUUGGUCGAUAUUUGUAGAAGGCCAUCAUUUCAUUUUUACUGAUUUAGUACGUAACAACGCUGUCAUCGGAUCAGCCCAAACUGGCCAGGAUACAGGUUUCUCCAUUGCUGGCUCUGCAACAGUAACUGUACAUUUGGAGGUCGGAGAUGUAGUUUGGGUUCUUGUGAAUAGACACGGGUCUGGCUCUGAUAUACAACCUUAUCUAUCAAUGUUUACUGGCUUUCGCCUCUGAUCAUAUAUCUCCAAAUUGUGUUGGUUAUUCUUAGCACCCUAAAUAAAUCAAAACAGUCUAUCUGAU